AAAGGAAUUUACAGGCUUGUGGAGGAGGCCAACCCCUUCAUACAUGCGUGAGUCCAUUCUGUCUCUACGACAACAGGACAUAAACAAAUGGGGUAUCACUGUCCUGUUGAAGCCAUUCAGAUGCCACUUACAACAGUGCCAAGUCCAGAGCUGAUGGGUUAAUAACCUCUCAUCACCCUGGAAGUCACCUUGACGUUUUUCACCAUGCCCACCAAAUCCAAGAAAUCAAGGUCCCAAAGUUCUAGGCCCGCCAAGAAGACCGGGAGUCCAAAAACACCCAAAAAGAAGUCCUCUAGUGCCAAAUCCACCAAGACAGAGGUGGACAUCCUCAGCCCAGCAGCCAUGGAGAAUGUCUACUACAUUGCUCAUAAUGCGGUGGACUGUCUGGAGUUCAGAGGCUUUGGGUGGCCAAGUUCAAAUAAAAAGAAGAAAAAGAAGGGAACAAAACGGAAGAAGAAAAAGUAGAUUGUGAUUUUUGCUAAAGCUAAGAGAUUUUUUUCUUGUUGGGUUAAAGGUAUAGUUACAUUUAAAUACCUCUGUAAUGGCACCAUCUACUGGAAAGAUUUCUAAUAGCACAUCCCGAUUUAAUACAGCUUUUUAGAGCUGGAACUAAUGAAGUGCAGUGAUAUUGAACUGGUUUGUUCCUCCACAAAUCCAAGGCUGCACAGCAAAAUUAUUCCAUUAAAACUUCACUUAAUCCACGAGGCAAAAACUUUAAAAUUCUUUAUCAGUAUCUUUAUUGUACGCUGAUUAAAUCAGAACUGUGUUUGCACUAAUAUCAUAAAAACCUUGGCAGCUGUUUUUGACAAUUGAGAAGCUUGUGAGAGAAAUGUUUUUAAUUUAAUGGAAUACAACACAGAAGAGCAAAUGCACACUCUAUUAAUACUCAUUGUAGAAAACAUUAUGUCCACCUAAUGUGUAAUGAGAUGAUGAAUGUCAUGUGUAAGUUAAAACACCACAGUGCAUCCAUAGAAAAGGCCAGCCAGCAGUGCCAUGACACUGGACAUAAAGUGAUCCCACUAGUUUGUUAUAAUGGUCUUUAAAUUCAGUCUCUGCACAAUUUAUCUUACAAACAAUAGGCAACAGUAAGAACAUGCCUAUAAAACUAAGGGAGGAAACAAAUACUGUUCCAGGCACUGUUAAUAUUCUCAUACAUAUUUUACAUUAUCACUCUUUUUGUCAAAUGUACACUCAUUAUAUCACAACCCUGUAAAAUAAAUAGUUUCUCUGCCGUCA
This is a messenger RNA of Lates calcarifer (barramundi perch), 1236 nucleotides long. RefSeq names its product small lysine-rich protein 1. The transcript has 3 exons. Lineage: Eukaryota; Metazoa; Chordata; Actinopteri; Centropomidae. Bases 205 to 465 code for a protein of 86 amino acids. The record is from RefSeq and is a predicted model, not a curated record.